AUGACGACUCCUACGUUGAUUGAUUUUCCCCCGCCCCCUUCGGAUCCGGUCACUCCAUCAGAUAUGGGCCCUGGAACACCCAAUUCUGGGACCACAUCGCUCUCCGCGCUUUCGACCAUAGCCAUCAAGGACGGCCACCAGGGCGCUCGUCAUCACACCCGCCAUGGCCACCGAUCAUCAAACGCUUCCGAAACGUCCACAACAACAUUGGAUGCGGAACGCGCAGAUCGUAUCUCGCGCUUAGCAGGUCUGGAGCGCGUCGCCACGAGGCCUACCGGAGGCGGGACGACACCUUCGGCCAACCCCCAUGGGUUACCAGGUGGAUUUACCACUCAACAGCAUCCAGGCUACUUCGACCAUCUACAACAGUCUCACUUCAAAGAGAGAAGUACAGUGGGCAGUGCCAGUGCCACCGGCUCCAUUGGCGGCCGCACAACCUGGGCCAGUGGCAGCGAUAGCCUGGACCAAGACAGACUUGGCGACGACGACGGUGUCUCCAGCGUAGGCGGGUUAAGCGACGAGGGAAAUUCCAGCCUUGUCGGAUUCGGUGAGGGUGCAAGCAGCACCGUCAGCGGACCAGUUUCAACCGCCGCAGCUAGAAUUGCCUUCGCUUCCAACAACCGCGGCGUUGGUGGGAGGAAUAGUCCUGCGCCAAACAAUAGGCCGCCGACAGGCAGCGGCCAUACGUCAUCGUCGUAUCCACAACCAACUCCGAGAACGGAGAAUGGGCCCUUCAGUUCAACAAUAUCUCCAUUGGGGUCCAAUACACCAGAGCCACCCUUGGUAGGCAGCAACGCGGAUACUACUUUUAACGCCCGAAUGGUUGAUGGCAUGACGUACGAUGAAGGAGUUGUGGACACGGCGGCUCGACCACCAGGCCAUGUUGAUCUCGAUGGCGACGUUCAUUCAGCCUAG
Messenger RNA from Histoplasma mississippiense, 915 nucleotides. RefSeq lists its product as hypothetical. The transcript has 2 exons. The record is from RefSeq and is a predicted model, not a curated record. Lineage: Eukaryota; Fungi; Ascomycota; Eurotiomycetes; Onygenales; Ajellomycetaceae. The coding region runs from base 1 to 915 and encodes 304 amino acids.